Messenger RNA from Nematocida major, 834 nucleotides. RefSeq lists its product as uncharacterized. The transcript has a single exon. The coding region runs from base 1 to 834 and encodes 277 amino acids. NCBI's taxonomy places the organism in Eukaryota, Fungi, Microsporidia. The record is from RefSeq and is a predicted model, not a curated record.
AUGAAAAUCGCCGAAGAGGAAGCAGAGAACAUCUCCUUGAGCAUUUUAGAGUCGUCUUCGAGGUCGCUUCUGGACGUGUCGUGGCUGAGCAGUGUGCAGCAGCCGGAGGCCGAGCUGACCGAGCCUGUGUAUCUGCCUGCGUGGCUGGGGAUGGAGGCGCCCAGCGCCUCAGAUAGCGCGAUUCAAAUCCGGGUGGACGGCGCGUACUACGAGUUUCUUAUCGAGAAAUAUCCGGAGACAGAGGAGGCUGUGGCCAGAAUAGAGCAGAGAAUUGCACAAAACAAAAAACCUUCCAGCGGCAGAGGCGAAAAGAAAGAGGCUGGGGGCGGAGGCCCGGCAAGCAGCCUGGACGAGAGCGUAUGCGAAAUGCUGUGCGAAAAUGUGUUUUUUCUGUGGGAGAGAGAGGCGGCGGAGAGAAACAUUUCAAGGCAGAACAUAUAUGUCGUGAAGGAGGCCAUCCGAAACGCGCGCAUGGUCACCCAGCCAGAGAGGUCUAUGCACAUUGCAGAGUGUCUUAUGACAGUGUCCAUGCAGCGCGGGGUGUCUUUUGUGCAUGUGGGGGCAAAAAGCCUUGCUGCCGCUCUUGAGUCGCUCGAGGGCGUGAUUCGGAAAAGCAGGCAGGAGUCUGGGCCUGCUCUGAGGCUUAGGAAAACAAAAAACCCCGAAUCGCUUUUGGAAACCGUCCUGCGGUCGGCUGGAGUCAGCGCCGAUGAGAUAGCGUGUGUGCAGAAGAAGUACAAAAGCCUGGCCGACAUCGCAAGCAUAAGCGCGUCUGCGGACAUAGAGGGAGUAAAGCCCUGCACGCUCAAAAAAAUAUGCAGCCUUUUUCUAUAG